AUGCCAUUUGGCCGAGCUAUCUUGAGAUGUGCGGCGGCAGCGGCUCUUAUCAGCGUUGCCCUGGCGCAUGGAGGAGCACAUCAAAAGCCGCUGGAAGUCGACCCGAAUGCGGAUUGGGCUACGAGACACAUGGCUGAGGAACAUCAUAUUGCCAACUUCGACGCACCAUCAUUCUUCUCCCUCCACGAUUACGAUGACAAUGGAUUCUGGGAUGCAAGGGAAAUCUUGAAGACCUACGGGAUGGAGGACGAGACCGCAAAAGAUGUGACACACGAGAAGAAGGCUGAGAUAUUACGGGAGGUCCUAAAGUUGAUGGAUACAAACAACAACGGAUUGGUGGAGAGAGAAGAGUGGACGGCUUUCACUCAAGAAAGAAAAGGAACCUUGCCAGAUUUUGGCACUGGACCUGGUCACCAUUGGGAUAUGGAGAUGGAAUACGAAAUCCACCACUGGGAAAGGUACCAUGACGAGAACACGAAAGAAGAAGACCUGAUACAUCCUGAGGAUAUUGAGCACUUCAGAAAGCACGACGAAAUGGAGGAUGAAGCAGAACGAGUUGCUGCUCUGGAUAGGAUGCCAAUUGUGGAGCAGAAUAUUCCUGCCAAGUUCAGGAAGGAAUAA
Messenger RNA from Cadophora gregata, 621 nucleotides. RefSeq lists its product as uncharacterized. Gene Ontology annotation, cellular component: extracellular exosome; endoplasmic reticulum-Golgi intermediate compartment. Bases 1 to 621 code for a protein of 206 amino acids. The transcript has 3 exons. NCBI's taxonomy places the organism in Eukaryota, Fungi, Ascomycota, Leotiomycetes, Helotiales, Ploettnerulaceae. Gene Ontology annotation, molecular function: calcium ion binding. The record is from RefSeq and is a predicted model, not a curated record.